Salvia miltiorrhiza (redroot sage) is the source of this 689-nucleotide messenger RNA. RefSeq lists its product as uncharacterized. Gene Ontology annotation, molecular function: zinc ion binding. NCBI's taxonomy places the organism in Eukaryota, Viridiplantae, Streptophyta, Magnoliopsida, Lamiales, Lamiaceae. The transcript is spliced from 2 exons. Bases 175 to 633 code for a protein of 152 amino acids. The record is from RefSeq and is a predicted model, not a curated record.
UAAUUCGAGACGGGCCCACACCAACGAAAUGCAACGGUAAUCUAAUUACAAUUUAGGGUUCAAAUAGCAAGAACCCUAAUUUUCGAAUACUUCUUCCAGAAAUUGAGAGAAAAGAACGGAAUCUUGUGGAAUUAGGCUAGGGUUUUUUCACGUUAUCACUAUUCGAAGAGAAGCAUGAGUUCGAACUCAGGUUUAUGGUCAUCUUCGCCGCGCGGUAGCCGACAGAUGGAGAACGAGUAUGAUGUCAAGUAUUGUAACUGCGGAUUUGGAAGCAAGAGGUUGAAAGCUACAAGGAUGACUUCGUGGACGGAAGAGAAUCCGGGGAGAAGGUUCUAUGGAUGCAGAAAUUGGAAGACCAAAAAUUGCGGUUUUUUUGAUUGGUAUGAUGAACCAAUGUCUGAGAGAGCGAUGGAAGUAAUUAACCAUUUAAAGAAGGAAAACAUGAAGCUUGUGAAGAUGAAUGAAAAUUCGACUCCACCCACUGAUUUUGAAGCAGAAAUUGGUGAUCUAUGGACUGAAAUUCAAGCUUGUAAAGAAGAGUCAAGAGUUGAUAGAAGGAAAAACCGAUUUCUUGUAAUUGUGUUGAUUAUAUCUUGGUUUGUGAUGAUGAAGCUUCUUAUAGCUGGAAUGUAGUUAAGCUUCAAUCUAGUUAUGCUUUAGUUGAUGUAACUUGGUUUUGUUUCAAAUGA